This is a messenger RNA of Westerdykella ornata, 1299 nucleotides long. Its product is annotated as short chain dehydrogenase/reductase family protein-like protein. The transcript has a single exon. The record is from RefSeq and is a predicted model, not a curated record. Bases 56 to 1216 code for a protein of 386 amino acids. Lineage: Eukaryota; Fungi; Ascomycota; Dothideomycetes; Pleosporales; Sporormiaceae.
GAAAGAACGAUGAACUUGUGAUGUUCCUAUAUCCACCGUUCAAGAAAUAGAUAAUAUGCCGCCGCAGAGCAGCAGCGCGUCUUCCACCAGGCCGCCGAGACCACGGUCGCCACACUUCCCACCCCACAAUGCGCCGCGUGUCUGGUUCAUCACGAAUGGAACGUCGCCUAUUGCCAUUGCGCUGUCCAAGCAGGUGCUCGACCACGGCGACUAUGUCGUAGCUGGGGUGUUGCCGACCGAGUUUGAAAAGAGAGAGGGCCCCGCUGAGGACUUCCGGACAUUCCUCGACGAAGUGAAGAAGACGGAACGAUGGCGCGAGCGAUUGAGAGUUGUGGGUCUGGAUGGGAGAAUCGUGAGCCAGUGUCAAGCUGCCAUUGCCGAAGCCGUGGAAGCGUUCGGGCGCAUCGACGUGCUGCUGGGCGGCACGACCGAAGUCGUCAUCGGGACGGUGGAAGAGCUGGGCCAGGACAGUCGCACCAUCAGCCUGGUCGAGGACACUUUCGAGACCAACUUCUUCGCCAAUGUCAACAUCAUCAAGGCUGUCCUGCCCGUCAUGCGCAAUCGGAAGAACGGCCACAUAAUCAUGAUGACUGGCAUUACCGGUCACCUUGGCACCCCUGGACUGGGCUUGUACUGCUCGUCGCAGUGGGCCAUUGAGGGCUACUGCGACAGCCUGGCCUACGAGAUCGCCCCCUUCAACGUCAAGAUGUCCAUCGUCCAGGCGAACAUGGAGAUCAACGUCCUGACCAACCGCAUGACGGCGGUUCCGCCCAUGCUGGAGUACUCGCAGGCGGAGAACCCGGCCCCGCUGGCCCGCGACAUCUUCUCCGGCCUACUGGACAAGCUCGAACGCGCGAACAACCCUUCGGCCGCUGCUGAGGAGAAAUCGCCUGCAGAGAGCACUUCGGCAGGGAGUCCGGCCAGCUCCGUGCAUGAGCCCACGACGGGUGACCUUCUCAGCUCCGACACGGUAACCUCACUCUACGCGCCGCUUCCCCCAGUGUUCAAGAGCUCCCUGAUCGCCGAGACGGUGCAUGCGCUGACCGCUAUUGGCGGGCACGACAAUCCGCCCGCACGUCACAUUGUCGGCUUCGAAGGGGUCACGGCGGUCAAGGACAAGCUGAAGACUACGAGCGAAGAGCUGGAGGAUUUCAUCGAGGUCAGCAAUGCCGUGGAUAUAGCACGGGAUACGGGGCCGGCUACGCCACUAGCAUAGACGAAACAGGGAGUGCGUGUAAAUGCAUUCUCUAUAGAGUGGGGAUGUGGUCUCUUUGACUGAUCAGUUCAAUCUGGUAAGCC